This is a messenger RNA of Lodderomyces beijingensis, 2061 nucleotides long. NCBI's taxonomy places the organism in Eukaryota, Fungi, Ascomycota, Pichiomycetes, Serinales, Debaryomycetaceae. The record is from the annotation of a GenBank genome assembly.
AUGUCUUGGUUGAAGCUAUGGCAGCCUGUAAAGAUAAACAGAAGCAGCAGGCCCAUUUUAGCCGAGGACGAACAUAAUUUGUAUAUUAGAGAUAACGUGGGCAUUUAUCAGGGCAAGCAAAAGAUCAUAGGCCACCAGGAUGGGAGAGUAUACCUUACAAAUAAGAGGAUCAUAUACUUUGACAAUGCUGACUCGGGUACCAAUAGUGCUGCGAUCGAAGCUAGUCAGUUGACUUCAGCAGAACUUGUGGACGGGUUCUUGAGAUCUUCUCCCAAGGUGAAACUAUAUCUAAAGACAGAAGAGGGUACCAGUAGUCUCGGCAACAAGAAUGCCCAGGUGAAGAAAAACGUGGAAUGGGUCUGCAAAAUUUGCUCAUUCAAUAAUGUUACUGAAACAAGUUUCAACUUGGAUGAAAAUGAGUUGCCAAAGUGCGUCGCGUGUGGGGUCAAGCCAGCUAGAGCUUAUUUACAGGGUAUAUUGGAAAAUGCCAAAAUCGAGAGCGCAACAUCUCAAUUUUCUAGUCUGCGGGGUUCCAGAUUAGCAUCUAAUUUUGUUGACUCUGGCUCAGACUCGCCGUCGCCGUCGCCGUCGCCGUCGCCGUCGCCGUCGCCGUCGCCGUCGGUAGCGAACCUGCUGUUGGAGCUGGCGGCGACCCACCAAACGCCACUUCGAAAUGGCCAGUGUCCGACUUGCACAUUCCAGAACCACAGAUCAUUAAAAUUCUGCGAGAUGUGCGGCGCCAAGCUCACCAAUGUGUCUUCAACAGGGGCCAUGAGCCGGACUUUUGCCGAGAUCUCGAACGAGACCAACCCCCUCAACUUGAAGCUCGAGUCUGGUUCAGAACAGUACACCAGCAGCCGCCCUUACAUCAAAGUGAGUUUUCGCAAAGGCGGAGAAGAAAAGUUUUACCGCGAAGUUGUCAAUGUAAUAGAUGAGAUCAAGUGGGAAAAGUUAAAGGCCAAGGGCGGCGUGAAUCAAAACUCCACCAAAGUUGAACCGCCAAAACCGACUUUGAAAAGGACGGGAGCUGGUAUUCUGGCUUUAGAGCAAAUUGGGGCACAACAACGAAAGAAUAACGAAAUCAUUUUAAGCUCAUCCUUGGACGAUUUGGAGCAGUUGAUGUUUAAGUUUCAAGAUUUGAUGAAACUCUCGUCGUCAUUCUCGAGUCUUGUCAAAAAGAACAAGACUAAGGCAAGUACAAAGAACAUCCCCUUGCUAAACAUUAGCAAAAACUCCAAGCUCUAUCACCAGGAGCUAAGCCGGCACAUUAGCGAGUACUUGACUAGCUUCAGAUUGAAAAACAACACGGCAAUGAUUACAUUGCCCGAUUUGUUUGCUGAAUAUAACAGGUACCUUGUGAAAUCUCAAGGCUUUGCUUGCCAGUUGAUUGAUGCCACCGACUUCCGCAAGCUGAUCAACCUUUUCCAAACGUUGGAUUUACCAGUGGUUCAAACAAAGUACGAGAGGUCUGACUUGGUGGUGAUACGGCCCAAAGUGCACACCACCGCUUAUGGAGAGUACAUUGUGUCCUUUUUGAAGGAGCAAGAGCACCGAUUCAAAGCGGCGAGCUUGAGAAGAGAGAUGAUUGAUGUUGAUGAUGGUAAUGUAGUGAGAGAUGAAAUUGUCCAUGAAAACGGAUGUUAUGGCUGUACCGUGUCUCACAUUUCCCAUGCAUUCAACUGGUCCUACGGUGUCACGAUGGAGGAGUUGGACAAGGCCGUUGGCAGAAGACAGAUUGUGAUUGACCAAAGCAUAGCUGGUACAUUCUACUACGUGAACAAGUUUUCCAUGUCGGAUGAAGAAUGGAAAAUUGAGGAGGAGGCCGAAACGGCCCUGAUUAAAAAAAGCAUCAUUGAGGAACAGAACGAGAUCACUCUCAAUUUGAAAAAAGAGUUUGAAAAAUUACGACAAAACGAGUUGGUUAAUCUCAGUGCCGACUACCAAUUUGGAAGAACUGUUGAGGUUGAAUCUGGAGAUGACGCGACCUCACAAGCGUCCGAAACUGUGCUGGCCACCAAUGGGAGUUCCUUGAAUGGACUCGAGGGUUUGAAGAUCAUAUAG